Aphis gossypii (cotton aphid) is the source of this 1334-nucleotide messenger RNA. RefSeq lists its product as uncharacterized. Bases 168 to 1334 code for a protein of 388 amino acids. The transcript is spliced from 2 exons. NCBI's taxonomy places the organism in Eukaryota, Metazoa, Arthropoda, Insecta, Hemiptera, Aphididae. The record is from RefSeq and is a predicted model, not a curated record.
GUGCGGACGAAACUAAACGGUUUUGGCGAUGUCGUCGUAAAGAUUUGUCUUGUCCGGCUCGAAUACAUACCGAUAUUCAUGGUUUUAAAGUUUUAAAAUUUUCUGAUAAAAAACAUUGUCAUGAUUCUGAAGCAGCUAGAAUAGAAGCAGACACGGCUUUAACGAGUAUGCGACAACGAGCUGUUUUAACAAUGGAACACACGUCUUGUGUAAUUAACGAAUGUGUAAACGGAUUAUCAGAUGCAGCAAAGGGCGUUUUACAAUCUUCCGAAGCUCUAAAACGACAAGUUUGGCGUAUAAGAAAUAAUAAAAUAGCAGCUUCAUGUGAUCCAUCAGAUUUAUUAUCUUUACAGAUACCCGAUGAGUAUAAAAAUUAUUCACCAUCAAUCGGUAUUAAUGAAAAUUUUUUAUUGGCUGAUAGUGGGCCUAGCAAUGAAAGAAUUUUAAUAUUUGGUCGACCACUUGGUCUCAAGUUAUUAAAAGAUUCCAAAAUAUGGUACAUGGAUGGAACUUUUAAAGUGGCACCUACUCUAUUUAGCCAAGUUUAUGUUAUUUUAACUGAAUUCUUAGAGGGAGUGCAUCCUGCAGUUUAUGCAUUACUACCUAACAAAAAGGAACAAACAUAUAUACAAUUAAUUAGUAUGAUUAAUCAAUUACAACCUGAUCUCCAGCCAACAUCAGUUUCUUGUGAUUUUGAACUUGGUGCCAUAACAGCAAUAAAAAAUUCAUUUGAAAAUAUAAAUAGUUUUGGAUGUUAUUUUUAUUUAAGCCAAAAUUUUUUGAAAAAAGUUGGAGAAUUACAUUUAUUAUCAAAAUAUAAUAAUGAAGCAAACUUUUGUGUUGCAACCAAAACUAUUAUUGCAUUGACUUUUAUACCAUUAUGUGACUUAGAUAUGGCUGCAGAUGAAUUGGCAGACGAACUUCCAGAUGAGCUUUUACCACUAUUUGAGUGGUUUGAAGAAUUUUACAUUGGGAAGAAAAAUCGACGUAUAGGACGAAGAAAACCGCGAUAUUCUCCUGUGAUGUGGAAUCUUCACCAACGAAUAUCAUAUGAUACAGACCGGACGAAUAAUCAUGCAGAGGCUGCAAAUCGACGAUUAAAUAUUCAAAUGGGUACUCAUUCAACGAUAUGGACCUUCAUUGCGAAUUUAAAAAAAAUUCAAGCUGGACGUGACACGUACUAUGCAAAUCUUGUUUCGGGAAAUAGUCCUCCAAGGAAGUUGAAAAAAUUCCAAGACACAGAUAAAAUAAUAAAAAGGUUAGUAAAUAAUUAUGACGGGCAAAAUAAAAUGAUAUUUCUAAGAGGUAUAGCAAAUAAUAUUGCUUUAAAAUAA